AAAGGGAAUAAAGAAGAAGUUACAGAGACAUUCAAGUACAGUGAUAGAAAGAGAGAAGUGAGAGAGGAAGAGAGAGAGAUAAAUAGAUAGAAAUCAUCUCAAGUGAUUACGCAUUUUUCUUUGAUCAAAAGAAAAGAAUAGUAAAGCAAAUGUUUAAAGGAGGUCGCAAAAUUUCCAUUUAUCUUUAGUUUAAACUCGACAGUGGCGCAAAAUAGCGGCGAUAUUAAAUACAAAAGUUGUUCUAAAGCGGCGCGCAAGUGUACUCUAAUCUCUCUUUGCUCUAUCGACGACAACUACAUACCAAAGAGACCCUGUACAUUACAAAAUCAUAUGCAUAUUACGAAAUACUUUGCGCGUGAUAUGAUCGAAUGUAUUGUCGUUGUUGGCGCUGUGAGAUCUUGAAAAAAAGAAAAAAAAGAAGGAAAAAAAAAACGAAAGAAAAGAAAAAAAUUUAAGCAGAUAUGCACCUCGAGGAUUACCUCGUUGUCGACAAGAACGGGGAGAACGUAAGGCAACGUGUUUAUUCAACAAACGGGAUCGAUCAAGAAGAAUAUCUUCUUGAUUCAUCAUCUCGUUUGAUACCGACAAUGAACGUCGUUGGUAGUACACGAGAAUCUUGUUGGACUAAUCAUCAUCAUUCCUCGCAAGUGGAUAAUAUUGGAUCGUCCUCACCAUUUUUAUCGACAUCUUCAAAUUCUUGUAAGAAAAAUGAUUGGGAAGAACUUACAGUAGCUAUACAAUAUCCCGAUCAACGACCUGACACAUUGAGCAAUAAUACCAACGAAGUAAACAAUUGGAAUAACGAGAUUACGAGAAAUGGUGAUUAUUACGAUGACAAAACUAAUGGACGGCAAAGAUUGCCUUCGGUAGGAACAGCCUUCUCAUUUUCACGAGCUUUCGUAUAUCCCGAUUAUCAAGGAUAUCAGGAUUAUCAAGAGAGUACAAAUUUAGUAACUUCGAUCAGUUCGCAGAACGAAGAAUUUCAAGAGCUUGGUAGCGCCAUGCAAAUAGCUACAAAUGAAUUUGAUUUGAGUUUGAUCAGAGGCGAUCCUACUUCUUUGCUUGCCAAUGUUGAUUCUUCCUCGUCUUCGGCGUCAACGUAUUUAGAAGAAUUACAGGAUCCGUUUCAAAAUGUUGAUGGUCUUUGUUAUGCCGUUGGUCAUCUGGUAUCUUCACAGUCGAGUACACAAUUGUCCACGAUGAAUUUUCAUCAGGAAAAUGUGGUUAAAGAUAAUCUUGGGAAUCAAGUGGUAUUACCUCAAAACGAAGGAUUACUUCUUGCCGAUCAACGUGUUCCAAGAUCUGACGUAACAACGAAGAACGAUGUUUGUGAUAGAUCCUACGAUCGUCCCACGAUAGAAGAAAAUAAUUUCAUAUCGACGUAUCAAUGUCGAUGGAUUGAUUGCGGAAGUGCAUUUACGGAACAAGAAAGUCUCGUAAGACAUAUAGAGAGGCGGCACGUAGAAUCUUCCUCUUCCAAUGCUCAUGGACACGGACGACGUGUACAAAGAGACAGAGAUAAGGAAAAGGAGAAAGACGGGGAUAAUUCUUUCUUGGGACAAACGAGUGCUCCAACAACGGGACAAGACGAAUUUGCUUGUCUUUGGCAGGGAUGUCCUCGUGCUAGACCAUUUAAUGCUAGAUACAAAUUACUCAUACAUAUGCGAGUACAUAGCGGUGAGAAGCCAAAUAAAUGCCCUUUUGCUGGUUGUAAAAAGGCAUUUUCACGGCUUGAAAAUUUGAAGAUACAUCAGAGAUCGCAUACCGGAGAGAAACCUUACGCGUGUCAGCAUCGUGGUUGCACUAAAGCUUUCAGCAAUAGUAGCGAUCGAGCUAAACACCAAAGGACUCAUUAUGAUACGAAACCUUACGCUUGUCAAGUAAGCGGCUGUGGUAAACGUUACACGGAUCCAUCAAGUUUAAGAAAACAUGCAAAAAAUCAUGCAGAACCAACAACGUCGUUAAUGACAUUACCAACAACUACGUUAGAUAAUAAAAUGUCUAUCGGUUAUAAUAAUUCGUCGAACGUAAUAACGGAACACCGUAAGGAUAUAACAAAUACGUUACAUCAGAUUCGACAGGCGAACAGUCCCCUUUCAACAAAUUAUAGAUCAUUAAAAAAUUCAGAAUCAUGUAGGGAAGAUGAUAUUGAUUUUCUUUAUAAUAAUUUAUACGAAAGUGAAAGGAUCCCUACCGUUCCGUUUGAUAAUAAUCAUCAAGAAUAUGUUCCGAUAGAAUACAUGAAACGUUUUCUUAUCGAAGACAUAAAUAAUUCUCAAAACGAUUGUAAUACUGGAUAUGGUACGAACGACGAUGUUCCUGAUUUUCAAGAACUCGGUUCUGACAUCGAGCAAGAGUUUCUUGAAUUGAGUAAUCUCAACGAUGCUGUUUUCAUCGAUGUUUAACGUUGAAUAUUGUAUUUUUAUAUUUAAUUAUGUAUAUAUAUAUAUAUAUAUAUAUAUAUAUAUAUAUAUAUGUAUGUAUAUAUAAAAUAUUUUUUCUAUUCUUUUUUUUUUUUGAUUAUUAUUAUUAUUAUAUGAGGGCGAAAAACAUAUUUGCACAAUCACGAUCAACGUGCUGCAUUUACUAAAGACUUACUUCAUCUUAUUAUUAUUAUUUUUCUUUCUGUUUUCUUUUCUAUAAUAAUAAUAGUAAUAAUAAUGAUA
Messenger RNA from Vespa crabro (European hornet), 2666 nucleotides. Its product is annotated as transcriptional activator cubitus interruptus-like. The record is from RefSeq and is a predicted model, not a curated record. The transcript is spliced from 5 exons. NCBI's taxonomy places the organism in Eukaryota, Metazoa, Arthropoda, Insecta, Hymenoptera, Vespidae. Gene Ontology annotation, cellular component: nucleus. Gene Ontology annotation, biological process: regulation of transcription by RNA polymerase II. Gene Ontology annotation, molecular function: RNA polymerase II cis-regulatory region sequence-specific DNA binding; DNA-binding transcription factor activity, RNA polymerase II-specific. Bases 462 to 2405 code for a protein of 647 amino acids.